Leptosia nina is the source of this 1758-nucleotide messenger RNA. The record is from the annotation of a GenBank genome assembly. Lineage: Eukaryota; Metazoa; Arthropoda; Insecta; Lepidoptera; Pieridae.
AUGCCCUCAACACAUCUGAACCUGCGGGAGGAUGAUGUGGUUCGCUUGGCUUUGGAAUUUCUUCAUAAUAGAGACCUACACAUUACACAGUUGUCCCUAGAAAGAGAGACGGGUGUUAUAAAUGGCAACUAUGCGGAUGAUGUCUUGUUUUUGAGACAACUUAUUUUGGAUGGUCAAUGGGAUGAUGUCCUCGAGUUUAUACAGCCCCUUAGCUCAUUAAAAGCGUUUGAAGUUGAUAAAUUUAAUUAUGCUAUACUACGACAUAAGUAUAUAGAACUUCUCUGUAUACGGUCAGAAAUAAAAGCGUAUAAUAAUGUAGAGAAUAUCGUCGAUGAGGUAGUUAAAGUUUUAGGUGAUUUAGAAAAAGUUGCUCCAUCUAAAGAAGAAUACUCCAAUUUAUGCCUAUUGUUAACUCUUCCGAGUAUCACAGAUCAUGCCCAAUUUAAGAAAUGGAAUCCCAGUAAUGCCAGAGUCCAGUGCUUUAGAGAGGUUUAUCCCCUUGUCGAGCAAUUUUUACCUUGCGAUAAGAAAUCUAGUGGUGUUCUACCAAAGUGUGCAAAGAAUGACAGACUAAUGCAAUUGCUUAUAAAAGGAAUUCUCUAUGAGUCAUGUGUUAACUAUUGCCAAGCUAAAGCCACUGGAUCCAAGGAAGCACAGUCAAAUGAAGUUAAGUUCUCUCGUUUAUUGGACGGUUCGGGUUUUGACGAGUCAGAUCUCAGUUUGCUCUCUUGGUUGCAAUCCAUACCGGCUGAAACUUUUAGUGUACCUUUUGAACAACGAAUGUUAGAUGUUGAUGUUGAGAAGUUGGAACGCCCUUCUCUUCACACCUCAUGGACUGAACACAUGCUCGUAACACCAAUCAAACCUCGCACAUUUCCUCACUUAGCUAUGCCCUUUAGAAGACCUAGAUCAGCUGCAGAUGCUAUGACUAGAUCCUUACGGCCAUUGCCAGAUGGAGCGCCGCGACAUCCAGCAGUUAUGGCUCUGUCGGCUAUUGAUUAUGGUCCCACAUCGUCAUACUUUGCCGGCUUUCAUCUUACUGGUAUACGAGGGAAUAAAAUAAUGAACACAUCAGUGGAUAGACUUUUCGACAUGAAAAAUAAUGACAAAAUGUAUUUGCUUAGUGAAAGUUUGAAUCCUAUAGACGAACAUACAAAAGCCGGUGGAGAAUCAAAGACUAAUGAGAGCAGUAUUGGUGCAUCUACAGCAACCACUCCGGAGCAUAAAAUCCAUGAUUAUUCUGUUUCUACAUCCGUGUCUACAGCAGCUGCUCAACGGCCUGCUCAAACACAGCCUGAAAAGCUACCACCACCUAACUCACUGCUAAUGCCAAAUGAAGGUGACUUUAGACGUGAACUACUUAAGGAAUAUCAAAUACAGAAGCAGCGAGAGUGUGAUGAUUAUUUAAGGAACCUGUGCUCAUCAGAACUGCGCCAGCAGAAACCUAUCGAACAAUCCAACGAACCGGAACCGACACCGACUACAGUCAAAUUCAAUCCAAAACCAACCCCAGAGCUAAACCAAAACAGUAACGAUGAAGUGCGUAUGAGGCUAAACGAGAUGACGGACACAAUAGAAGUGCAAGAUGCUCUAAAUCGAUAUAUGAGCGCUCUUUCUCUGGACGCCCCAUUCGGUCCCGCUUCGGCGCGCACAAUUUUCCGAAUGCAUUUUCCAUUGAUUGCACUCACCGCUCGAUGGAAUUCUAAAUUGUCUACGAUCGUCACAGUGUUUACUCUGGUGUGGUAUGCGAUAUUCUGA